Molecule: messenger RNA, 2194 nt
Organism: Pectinophora gossypiella (pink bollworm)
Lineage: Eukaryota; Metazoa; Arthropoda; Insecta; Lepidoptera; Gelechiidae
Gene: Fbxo42
Product: F-box only protein 42
Exons: 3
Coding region: 188-2035 (615 amino acids)
Molecular function (GO): protein binding
Source: RefSeq, a predicted model, not a curated record
CGAAGCGUUAUUUAUACCUGUCAAAUGUGAAAUUGUCAAAAGUGUCCGCAGGCUCUCGUUUUUGUCAAUUUCAUUUUUAAUAAUAAAACCCAAUUCAAUUUUAUGGGAAUGCAGCUGUUACACUUAGGGAUAUAAAAUAUCUUUCAUGUGUAUAAUAAUUAAUAUUUAGUAAGGUGUUCAAUUAUCAAUGAUGGAAGUAAUUCACCAAACCUUGCAACAUCAAACGCUGCAAAGCUCAAUCGAAGAUCUGCCUGACGAGGUGUUGGAGUUUAUAAUGGGGUUUUUGCCUCCGUAUAAAGAUUUGCAGAACUGUAUGUCUGUUUGUAACAGAUGGUACGGUUGCGCCCAGAAUGUUUUGCGUAAAACUUCAAUAAAAUUAGUGAAGGCUGUAGGAGAAUUCAACAUACUAUGGAAACAUACAAUAUCAACAGAAAUGGUGCCUACUAUCACAAAAAGAUUCUCACAUGCAGCUUGUGUUAUUGAUAAUAGUAUGUACAUAUUUGGGGGUUGUACUACUAAUGCCACAUCCUUCAAUGAUUUAUGGAGGUUUGACUUAUCAGUCAGACAGUGGGUCAGGCCACUGGCUACAGGGACAUACCCAGUUCCUAAAGCCUACACAUCAAUGGUUCAUUACAAAGACUGUCUAAUAGUGUUUGGGGGAUGGACUUAUCCUUCACUUUCACAAUAUUACCAAAAUGUGACAAUGUUCAAUGAACUGCAUUUUUACUGUGUGUCAACUAAUAAGUGGAUGUUAAUAAAUGCAUCCAAUGCACCACCCCCAAUGGCAGGUCACUCAGCGUGUAUGAAUGGUGAUGAAAUGAUUGUGUUUGGUGGUCUAGUGAUGUCAGCAGCACAGAAUUAUCAAAUUCAAUGUUCUAAUGACUUGUGGGUCUUGGAUAUACCUACACUUGUUUGGAGGAAACAGCCAACAACCAAGCCUAGACCAUCACCAAGAUAUGCACAAUCUCUUUUAUCUUUAGAUUUUGACAGACUAAUGCUUCUGGGUGGAGUGCAAACAUUGCACAACAGGUUUGUCUAUAGUGACUGUUGGAUAUUAACUAUGAAAGGCCCAGUGUGGACUUGGAAAGAGAUUGCUGUAAAAAAUAAGGAGUGGGCUUCUGCUAACAUAUGGUGUAACCCAGCAUGCAGGGUUGGUGACAAAGUAGUCAGUUUAAGUAGGAGUAGAAAUGGGUGGAACAGUGCUAAGCCUUUAGUUACUUCAGCUGUGCGACUGUCAGCUCUCAGUCGGCCAGAGGGAGCACCAGUAUCUGUAAGAGUUGAACAGAGUUUACAAAGACCACUAGACAGAGAUCAGAAUAUUAAUGGCAGACGUGGUGUCUUACCCCGACAACCUGUUAGACAAGCCCAGGUUAAUGUUAACAAUGAACCUGUGGCAGGCCCAAGUAAUGAAAACCAUAAUCAAAAUCCAAUACCACCCAAUGAAAAUGUGAGUCCCGAAAGAAAUGAUGCUGUUGCUGGACCAAGUGCUGAAGGAAGGCAAUCGGGAAGUGGUUUAGAAUUGAGCAAGAAAGACACAUUAAACAGAAGAAACAAAAAUAAGAAUAAAGGUAUGAAGAUAGUUCGCCAGCUUCAAGAAGCAAAUAAGUAUAGGAUGGCUGCAUUUGCUUGUGAUUCUACAGUCAACAAUGCUCCUCCAGGAAAUGAUCUCAUUAAUCAAAGGCAAAUAGCACAUCUGGAAAACAGAAGAGAAGCUCCCCCAGAUCCCAAUCCACCACAAAGACAACAACCAGCUGUGAAAAAAGUAAGAAGAAAUACACUCACAAUGCAUGUAUUGGAUAUUGCAUCUGUCCUUGAUGGAAAUACACUGAAUUAUGUGACAUGGUUGUGUCCAAGGCUUGGUGAAAUGAGUGGAGCUCCUGAAGAAUUGGUUAUGUACUCUCUUGUCAAAGGAAAUGGUGAAUUAAUUAUGUUUGGCGGUGUCCAUAAUGAUAUUAGCAUUUUAAAUUACUCAGAACACCAAAGUAUGUACUCAAAUUCUCUACAUUUCAUCACACCACCCAGGGAUGUAAUUUGAAGUCAAAUUCAACUAUUUCUCUUUGUGGUAUUGACUUUUGUAUCCAAUGUGAAUGGCCUACAAAUCUCUAUUAGUAUAAAAUGUUGUUCCAGUCAUCAAUUCUUAUAUUUUUGGGAAAUGUUUUAUAAAAUAAACAUUGAAAAUAAAUUAAAAUUGGAA